Messenger RNA from Stomoxys calcitrans (stable fly), 1611 nucleotides. RefSeq names its product tubulin-specific chaperone C (gene TBCC). Gene Ontology annotation, molecular function: tubulin binding. NCBI's taxonomy places the organism in Eukaryota, Metazoa, Arthropoda, Insecta, Diptera, Muscidae. Gene Ontology annotation, cellular component: cytoplasm. Gene Ontology annotation, biological process: tubulin complex assembly; post-chaperonin tubulin folding pathway. Bases 1 to 1122 code for a protein of 373 amino acids. The record is from RefSeq and is a predicted model, not a curated record. The transcript has a single exon.
AUGAAUAACACAUGUUUCUCAUUGCAAAAUUUGGGGGACGAUGGUGGCGAUGGUGUUUCAACGAUCAAAAAAGAUCAAAUAUUGGAACGUUUGAAUAAACGCAAUAAGGAAAGACAAAAUUAUUUGGAUGUGAAAUUGGAACAGAGACACAAAGAGACCCAAGACUCAGAGGGCGCCGACUAUUUUUCGCAGGCCUUUGCCGAUAAGGUCAGGGAAAUAGAAGUCCGCGUCAAAAAUAUUAGUGAAAUAUCUGCUAAGAAGUCUGUAGGUGAAGGUACCAGCAUUGAUAUAGCGCGACAUUUUACCGAAAUUACUAUGGAAAUACAAGAGCUGCAGAGAUAUCUGACAAAUUCAACCAUGUUUCUCACAGACUUCAAAAUAAAGGCUUGUCAAAGCAUUGUCAAUGAUUUGAUGCAAACAUGUGAAGAGGCAAAACUAAAACUUAUGCCCAAAAAGAAAUUUGGAUUCAGCGGACGAAAAGUGACCCCAAAACCAUCUCUGAACCCGAAAUUGGCUAAAAGCGACAACUUAGAUGGCGUAGACAAUAGCGAGCUUCCAGCCGCAGUAUGCAGCAGCAAAGUUAACUGGACCCUAUGCAACAGAACCAAUGAAUAUAUAUGCCUAGCAGGAGAUGCAGUUCACAGCAAAGAUAUAACAAUUGCAAAUUUAAAAAACUGCUUCGUCGAACUGCAAGGACCGGCCGGAUCCGUGCAAAUUUCUCAUUGCUCCGACUGCACAUUCCUCUGCGGCCCCAUCGCUCGUUCCUUGUUUGCAGAUUUUUGUAACAACUGUUCGCUUGGUGCCGCUUGUCAACAAAUGAGGUUGCACUCUUCGUCUCAAUGCCAAAUUUAUUUGCAUGUCACCUGUCGCGCCAUCAUUGAGGACUGCAAACACAUUGAAAUUGCACCCUACAACUAUGACUACUCCAGCAUAGAGGACGAUUUUUCUACAGCCAGUCUCAACAAGGAACUCAACAAUUACAAAGACGUGGCAGACUUUAACUGGCUUUCCCCGGACGUACCCUCACCCAAUUGGCAUUUAGUCAAGAACUGUCCAUCGGUCAAUUGGAACGAAAAGAGACAAGAGUUUCUUUCGCGCAGAGUAGACAACGCGUCCUUAUAGUCCUCAGAUAAUGCAAAACAAAAUCCAGCGAAUGUGCUCUGCAGAAAUGUAUCAAGAAUUAUUUUUGUUUUCCUAGUUGUAGUCGGCAGCAUACACUGUGUUGAUAUAUUCCAAGCACUUUGUAAUUUUUUGGCAUUCAAAUUAACUUAUUUCUUUUUAUUGUUUUCUUAUCCUAACGAUAGUUACUCCAAGUCUUAAAACCCGGUACUUCAAAGUACGAUAAAAAUUUUUUUUAUUUUCCUUAGUUCUACAUGUAUCAUGAUAAUUUUUUUUCUUAAAUACAAAUAACACUUAACACUCUACCAUAAAAAGUACGAAUUUGCAAUACAUAAUUUAAAUUAUAUAUAUAUAUAUGAAAUUUGAAAAUUGACGUUUUUUUAUUUGUAUAUAGUUGGACAUCUUUGUCAAUCAGGUGUGUUCUGCGGGUUCACUUUUCCCAUCAAAUCAAUUUGUUAUUGUAACACCAAUAAAGUGUUUAAUUAUCAUUGA